AUGACCAAAAAAAAAAAAAAAAAGAAAAAAAAAAAGAAAAAAAAGAAUUUGUCAAUGUUUUCAAGUUGGUCCAUCUCAGUAAAGGAAUCGAGAAGAAACGAAUCUCACGCUGGUCCAGUUCACAUCAUAUUACGAUAUGUGGAUUAAUAAGACAGACACGUGGCAGCUGUAAAUAGCAAGACGCCACGACAGCAGUGAACAUUGGAGCAGUGACGUGUUCAUGUUGAGAGAAGGAUGCUUAACAGACUGCUGAGAGUGGAGAGGGUAUAUAUAAUGGGUUUAAGAAAAGAGAGGCAUACUGAGAAUUGUAUUUCCUUCGUAUCUUGAUUUGCAUCUCUCUCUUCUCUCUGUCAUCGGAUUCUUGGAGCAAUACAUCGGAGAUCAUUCUUCUUCUUCAUUUUGAUUUCCCUUGUAUUACUCUGCUUUGUUAUCCAAGGCAUCAGUUGAUUAAUCCACAUAUCAUAUUUAUCUCCAAACAUAUAUUUCUUAAAAUUUCCCAAUAAUUAAUUAAACCCCACUUUUCCCACCCAUAUCCUCAUGAUUCUAGAGAGAACGACGAUGGCAGAUGGUCGUAGUGAAGAAGUGGUGAGCAACAAGCAGGUGAUAUUGCGGGACUAUGUCACUGGUUUCCCUAAAGAAACAGACAUGUACAUUAGCACAACCUCCAUAAGCCUCAAGGCUCUGUAAGGUAUUUUUCCCCUCUGGAUCAUGUAAAAUUAUGCGUUUUGUAUUGCAUUUGGGAAAUGGGUUUGAUUCCUUUUCCUUUGAUGAAUAUUUUUGUUCAAUGGAUUGCUUUUUCCUUUUUUUCUUUUUUUCUUUAUGGUUUAAUACCCAAUUUGGUCCCUAAACUUUCAUUU
This is a messenger RNA of Rubroshorea leprosula, 857 nucleotides long. The record is from the annotation of a GenBank genome assembly. NCBI's taxonomy places the organism in Eukaryota, Viridiplantae, Streptophyta, Magnoliopsida, Malvales, Dipterocarpaceae.